AUGACGCUUACUGAGGGAACGGCUGUCAAGCGAUACGAACGCCUACUGAGCUCCUACGGCCUGGACAUGUCAUACCAACAGAAGAAGGACGCUCAUAAUUCACCGAAACAAAGCUCGUCCGUAGCUGGACCGAACACUACAGCCGUGGCGGAGAAGACCCUCAAGCAAAACCACAUCAAUUCGUCGGAGAGAGAUGGGACCAAGAAUCCCGGGGAUGAGGUGUGGAGUACAGUGUCGCUCGAGAAGAAGCUAUGUCCGGAGGCAUACACAACCUGGUGGCUAUACAUUCCUGAGAGCCGCGAAAUGGCAUUUGUGGCUUUUCUACUUGAUGGAUCGCGCUCAACGGCUCUUCGUGUACGGCUUUCAGAGUCUUAA
Molecule: messenger RNA, 375 nt
Organism: Penicillium cataractarum
Lineage: Eukaryota; Fungi; Ascomycota; Eurotiomycetes; Eurotiales; Aspergillaceae
Exons: 2
Coding region: 1-375 (124 amino acids)
Source: RefSeq, a predicted model, not a curated record